This is a messenger RNA of Cylicocyclus nassatus, 2578 nucleotides long. NCBI's taxonomy places the organism in Eukaryota, Metazoa, Nematoda, Chromadorea, Rhabditida, Strongylidae. The record is from the annotation of a GenBank genome assembly.
GAUCGUUUAUAGUUAUUCAAUUGAUGGGCGAUUCGCAAAACUCAUUGGCUAGCACGCAACCAUCAGAGUCGGACGAUCUUGGUGUUAUUCAAGAAAGUGUGAUUCAGGACACUACUACUAAAGGCGAAGUUCCGCAGGCGGGCACGCUCUUCUACUAUCUUGAUCUCCUAAUCACAAAUAUCUCGCAAAAGUACGACAUUGAUAGGAUCCAGAUAAGUCUACUCCUGCUCCUACUCUUCCUGCUUGCAUCGUUCUGCCUUUGCAUUGCUAUUGCUUGGCGGUAUUACUCACCCAUAAUCAUCGACUUCGCUCUCAAAGAGGAACAGGAAAGAGUGCGCAGAAACAGCGAAAGAGACAAGCAGGAUAGAGAAAAGAGUAGGCGUUAUACAUUAUUCGACCGUUGUAACCUUCAUAGUUGCAAUAUUCAUUAUGUAUUAUACAGAAAACGAGUAACCAUGGACGCUUUCAAAAAUUUUCUCAAGAAGAAGAAAGUUGAGAAGCACUUCAAGAAAUCGGGCCCAGGCCAAAAACUUGAUACUGGCUCAAGCACUCCUGUCCCAAGCAUAACCGCUGGUGCUGCGCAGGGUGGCGGAAUUGAUCGUAUCGCUGCCUCCGACAUUGCCGCGCAAGCUGCUAUGAAAAGACUGUACAAGGAGCCUCCUAAAAUUAGUAGUAGCCAGAAGAAAAUCCAAAUGAUUGCCCAACGUGAACUGGAGGAAGAACGACGUCGUCAAGAUCCCAAUUAUGCCAUGGAACAACUAGGCUUGCAGGAAAAAAGACCUGGUCCCGAAGUUCGCGAGUUUGAGCACGCUGAUGUCAUCAAGGGCGUUUACUUCACUUGUGAGCUGCUCGGAGGCGAUGAGGCUAUGACAAAGCCUGAUCUCAUGCAAGCUCUCGAAGAGUUCCUGAUUUCUCACUUAUCAACCAAGGAUGAGGAUACGGUGGUGCCUGCGGUACUCCUUUUAUACUCGCUCAAUAAAAAACAGCCUAAGGAGACCGCCGUGGAGACGAUUGGAAAAUAUCUGCAAAACAUUAUCGAAAACCCAGAAGAACCAAAGUUUAGAAGAAUUCGCCUAUCGAACAAGGCAUUCCAGGAACGAGUUGCUGCUGUGAAAGGUGGUCGCGAGUUUCUCACUGCUGUCGGCUUCGAAGAGAAGAUGCAACCCUUCAAGGAAGGAGAUGAACCGGAACCUUUCCUUGUUAUGAAUGAAGAAGCAGCUCUCAAUACUGGCAAACUUAUAGCCGCUCUGGAAAUGUUGCGAGAUGGUCAGAGUGUUCCGAUAAAGGUGUCGAGAGAAACUUCCAUUUUUGCGUUACGGGAAAACGAACGCGUUCCUGUACCGAGGUUGCCACCUGACUUCUUCGAUCUGACGCCGGAGGAAAUCAAGCGAGAGCAGCAGAUGAGAACGGAAGAAAUGAACAGGAACUUGAUGUUGCGUACAAGAGAAAUGCGUGAAAGGGACGAAAAACUACGUCAAUAUACAUACAAGUACACUCUGGUUCGUAUCCGUCUCCCCGACCGAUACGUACUUCAGGGAACUUUUGGCUGUUACGAGCCCUUAUCCGCUGUGCGAGAGUACGUCGCCAAACAUCUCGCGAAUGAGGCUGCGCUGUUCUCGCUGCGAAAUCCAGUGAAAGGUGGUGAACCGCUUGGAGAUGAGUCAAAGACCCUAGCUGCACUUGGACUAGCUCCUGCUGUUGUGCUUCAUCUUGAUUUUGAUGAACCCAUGAAUGGUCCCAGCUCUAUACUGCUCCUGAAUUCGACGAAGAACCAGAAGAAACCUGUCAUCGAACCUGUUCAGCCUUCAGGUAUUUUGGGAAAAUUGAGGUCCUUCCUGCCAAAAAUAGCUACAGCAAAUCAGGAACUGAAUAGAAGUGGUGCUGAGAAGCUGGAUGUCGAUGUCACGAAGGUAGAGUCAGAUAUCGACGAAAGCGAUACGAGCACUGAUGAUGCUGACAGUAGCGAAGAACUCGAGAGCAACGAGGAUGAGAAGCCUAAAGUUGAAUUCAACUUAUCGCUAUUUCGUGCUGCUAAAACGGGCGAUGAAAACGACAUAGACCUCAAACCAGAAGUUGAACAAGUGCCGGAAGGAUUUCGAGAGGCUGGCGAUUCCCAAUCUUGCAGUGAUUCCCCCGUUGGAAAGAGGCCCAAGCGGCUAGUAGAAGAACUGUAAAAACUACUUCAUUCAAGGUUUUUCACGUAUGUCAUUGCUUAUUGGGAACAGCUAUGAAAGCAUUGUACCUCUUACCUUCAGGGCCGUUCUGUGACACUAAACUUGUGAUGUUUGUAUAGUCCAUUUUCCACUGGAUUGUUUCAGUACUACCUAGCAACAUUUGUUCGUCAUGCAUUCAAGUAAUUUUGUUCAGGCUAACAAUCGGGUCGUAAAAUUGGAAUUAUAUUGAAAGUUUCUUCGGUUGUGUCAAAAGCUGCUUUCAGACUCCCUUCCUUCUGUAUGCUCCUAGAAGCCACAUUGACACGUGUUGAUAUCCCUUCUUGACACAUUUUGAAAUCCUUUCACUUCGUUAACGUUUAGUCCAGACUGAUUAGUCUAUAGUCAUAAAUGUUUUCAGAAUUGUU